Messenger RNA from Sinocyclocheilus grahami, 1299 nucleotides. Its product is annotated as phenylalanine--tRNA ligase, mitochondrial-like. Gene Ontology annotation, cellular component: cytoplasm; mitochondrion. The transcript has 7 exons. Gene Ontology annotation, molecular function: phenylalanine-tRNA ligase activity; ATP binding; tRNA binding. NCBI's taxonomy places the organism in Eukaryota, Metazoa, Chordata, Actinopteri, Cypriniformes, Cyprinidae. Bases 15 to 1253 code for a protein of 412 amino acids. The record is from RefSeq and is a predicted model, not a curated record. Gene Ontology annotation, biological process: phenylalanyl-tRNA aminoacylation.
AUGGAUCAGCUACUAUGACAUUGUACAAUAUUUCCCAGACUUUCCUCAAACACAUAGUCUGUCACUGGUCAGCUAGCUGCCAAUGGACCCGUUCCCUCGCCGUGUCCCACAAACUUUACCCCUGUAGGGGUCUAUCGACGGACGGCUCCGCUCCCCGGCCACGGAUUAGUGAAGACUCAAUAGAAGUUUUCAGCCAUGUCUACCCGCGAGAUGACAUGACCAAUGUGACAGCUAAAAUCUUAUCCAAAGUUGGCAGCCAGCUUCACAACCGGCCGCACCACCCCUUGUGGCUUAUUAAAGAACGCAUCAAAGACCAUUUCUACCGCUCCUACAUCGGACGCACGGGAAACCCGCUCUUCUCCGUACAUGACAACCUCAGCCCGGUGGUGACGGUGGAGCAGAACUUCGACAGUCUGCUCAUUCCUCCAGACCAUCCCAGUCGGAAAAAAGGAGACAAUUACUACCUGAACCGCACACACAUGCUGCGGGCCCACACCUCCGCCCAUCAGAAGGAGCUGGUGCGCUCAGGUCUGGACCGCUUCCUGCUGGCUGGAGAUGUGUAUAGACGAGAUGAGAUCGACUCCAACCACUAUCCUGUCUUCCAUCAGAUGGAGGGAGUGCGGCUUUUCUCAAACCAUGAGCUGUUUGCUCGAGUGGAGAAUGGUGAGGAGCUGUCUUUGUUUGAGAGCGGUGGCCGCCGCACGCCUCAGAAACAGGAGACGCACACGCUGGAGGCUGUCAAACUUGUGGAGUUCGAUCUGAAACAGGCUCUCACGCGCCUCGUGCGACACCUUUUUGGGGAAGAUUUGGAGAUCCGCUGGGUGGACUGCUACUUCCCUUUCACACAUCCCUCCUUCGAGAUGGAGGUGCGCUUCGAGGGAGACUGGUUGGAGGUGCUGGGCUGUGGGGUGAUGGAGCAGGAACUGGUCUGCUCAGCUGGUGCUGGGAAUAAGAUGGGUUGGGCUUUUGGUCUGGGGCUGGAGAGGCUGGCUAUGGUUCUGUUCGGGAUCCCUGAUAUCCGACUUUUCUGGAGCGAGGAUGAACGCUUCCUCAAGCAGUUCCGCCUGUCUGACAUCUAUCAGCCCGUCACCUUCCAGCCUCUCAGUAAGUACCCAGCGCUCUUCAAUGACAUCUCUUUUUGGCUGCCGGCCGAAGGUUACACAGAAAACGACUUCUAUGACCUGGUGCGCAGCAUCGGAGGAGACCUAGUGGAGAAGGUCACGCUGGUGGACGAGUUCACACAUCCAAAGUGACCACAAUGUUAUUGUGGAUGUACAGUCAUUCCAAAAGAAUGAGGAU